This is a messenger RNA of Lolium rigidum, 2716 nucleotides long. RefSeq names its product general transcription and DNA repair factor IIH helicase subunit XPB1-like. Lineage: Eukaryota; Viridiplantae; Streptophyta; Magnoliopsida; Poales; Poaceae. Gene Ontology annotation, biological process: transcription initiation at RNA polymerase II promoter; nucleotide-excision repair. Gene Ontology annotation, molecular function: DNA binding; 3'-5' DNA helicase activity; hydrolase activity. Gene Ontology annotation, cellular component: transcription factor TFIIH holo complex; transcription preinitiation complex; nucleotide-excision repair factor 3 complex. The transcript has 19 exons. The record is from RefSeq and is a predicted model, not a curated record. The coding region runs from base 16 to 2313 and encodes 765 amino acids.
UCCUCGCUCUCAGCCAUGGCCGGCGGCGACGGCGAUCGCGCCCGCGCGCCGAAGCGGUACAAGUCCUCGGCGCCAUCCAAGGCGGCCCUGGUCGACGAGACCGCCGAGAUGAACUACGCCGACGACUUCGACGACGACGCCCGCGACGGGGAUACCGAGGUGAAGAAGAGGGACUUCACCAAGCUGGAGCUGAAGCCGGAUCACGUGAACCGGCCGCUCUGGGCGUGCGCGGACGGCCGCAUCUUCCUCGAGACCUUCUCGCCCCUUUACAAGCAGGCCUACGAUUUCCUCAUCGCCAUCGCCGAACCUGUAUGCAGGCCCGAGUCUAUGCACGAGUACAAUUUAACGCCACACUCAUUGUAUGCCGCGGUCUCGGUUGGACUCGAGACGACUACUAUCAUUAGUGUCUUGAGCAAGCUCUCCAAGACUAAGUUACCUCGGGAAAUAAUCGAUUUCAUCCACGGCUCAACUGCCAAUUAUGGCAAAGUAAAGCUUGUUCUGAAGAAGAAUCGGUAUUUUGUGGAGUCCCCAUUCCCCGAGGUUUUGAAGACCCUUCUGAGUGAUGAUGUAAUUGCGAAAGCACGACAAGCUCCCGAGGACUGCCUAGAAGCACCUUCAUUCAGUGUUAGCAAAACACCUGGGGAAAUAGCUAGUGGACAUGAGGAAUUGUUAGAUGGAAUGGACUUAGCUGCUGCAGCUGAAGAAAAAGAAACACAUUCUUUCGAAAUUAUUCCCAACCAUGUUGAGAACGUCAAGCAGCGGUGCUUACCAAAUGCACUGAACUUUCCCAUGCUUGAGGAGUAUGAUUUUAGAAAUGACACAGUAAACCCAGAUUUGGAUAUGGAAUUAAAACCUCAAGCACGGCCAAGGCCAUAUCAAGAAAAGAGCCUGAGUAAGAUGUUUGGGAAUGGCAGAGCAAGGUCAGGCAUUAUCGUGCUACCUUGUGGUGCUGGAAAGUCGUUGGUUGGUGUAUCUGCGGCAUGUCGUAUUAAGAAGAGCUGUCUAUGUUUGGCCACAAAUGCUGUCUCUGUUGAUCAAUGGGCUUUCCAGUUCAAGCUCUGGUCAACUAUAAGAGAUGAACAUAUCAGUCGUUUUACGUCAGAUAACAAGGAGAAAUUUCGAGGGAUGGCCAGUGUUGUUGUGACCACUUAUAACAUGGUGGCAUUUGGGGGCAAACGAUCCGAAGACUCAGAGAAGAUUAUCGAAGAAAUCCGGAGCAGGGAGUGGGGUUUGCUCCUUAUGGAUGAGGUUCAUGUUGUCCCUGCACAUAUGUUCAGAAAGGUCAUCAGCAUUACCAAGUCUCACUGCAAGCUUGGUCUUACUGCUACACUUGUGAGAGAGGAUGAACGCAUUACAGAUCUAAAUUUUCUAAUUGGACCAAAGCUGUAUGAAGCAAAUUGGUUGGAUUUAGUGAAAGGUGGAUUUAUUGCAAAUGUGCAAUGUGCAGAAGUAUGGUGUCCCAUGACCAAAGAGUUCUUUGCUGAGUAUUUGAAAAAGGAAAAUUCAAAAAAGAAACAGGUACUCUAUGUGAUGAAUCCAAACAAAUUCAGGGCUUGCGAGUUUCUAAUUCGAUUCCAUGAGCAACAACGCGGGGAUAAGAUAAUUGUAUUUGCUGAUAAUUUAUUUGCACUAACUGCAUAUGCAAUGAAGCUCCGUAAACCAAUGAUUUAUGGUGCCACAAGCCAUGCUGAGAGGACAAGAAUUCUGUACCAAUUUAAGAACAGCCCAGAAGUCAACACUGUUUUCCUCUCUAAGGUGGGUGAUAACUCAAUUGAUAUUCCAGAAGCAAAUGUUAUCAUACAAAUAUCAUCUCAUGCUGGUUCCCGGCGUCAAGAAGCUCAACGGUUGGGACGUAUUCUCAGGGCAAAGGGUAAGCAUCAAGAUAGGAUGGCAGGUGGAAAAGAAGAAUACAAUGCUUUUUUCUACUCGCUUGUAUCAACUGACACACAGGAAAUGUACUAUUCGACAAAAAGGCAACAAUUCCUUAUCGACCAAGGAUACAGCUUCAAGGUGAUUACGAGCUUGCCACCACCUGAAGAAGGACCUAACUUGAGCUUUCACUCGCUUGAUGAACAGCUUGACCUGUUAGGCAAAGUGCUGAAUGCAGGGGAUGACAUGAUUGGUGUUGAGCACUUGGAAGAGGAUUCUGAUGGCAAGGCUCUGCUGAAGGCUCGGCGCUCUGCUGGACUAAUGAGUCACUUUUCUGGAGCUGGUGGAAUGGUCUACAUGGAGUACAAUACUGGGAAGGGAAAAGGAUCAAAGAAGAAGGACCCAGCCAAGAGGCAUCAGCUGUUCAAGAAACGCUAUACUUGAAGGUUCUGUUGUAUCGCAUCUGCUGAAGGCCAGGAACCUGUAGAGCGUGAUUUGCUUUGCUGGGACAUGGUGGUGCGUCUCCCUGUUAGCGCAUCAGCCAGAUUGCAUGCUGUUCACUCUAUGAGAGUUCUUACCGGGAAGUUACCUCCAGUUUCUUGUGGCGAGAAGCAAUUUUGGUUAUCUUUUUGCUGCUUAUUCUGAAUGUCUUCAGUUUGGCAUGCCAAUUUUGGCCAUGCUUUCUGUAUCCGUCCACAUGCCAUAUAAGAGUAUUGAAGCUUAUGAGGAGAAUGAGGACAUUUGUCUUGCAUGGACAUGUAAAUAUUGGUGCAACACCUGUAUACGAUAUAUAUUGAGAUUCCACAUUGCGAAGCCUUGUACGGCAUGAAUAUAUGGUUUCCUGCCA